Molecule: messenger RNA, 8762 nt
Organism: Tachysurus vachellii
Lineage: Eukaryota; Metazoa; Chordata; Actinopteri; Siluriformes; Bagridae
Gene: wnk2
Product: WNK lysine deficient protein kinase 2
Exons: 29
Coding region: 794-7288 (2164 amino acids)
Biological process (GO): protein phosphorylation; intracellular signal transduction; positive regulation of sodium ion transmembrane transporter activity
Cellular component (GO): cytoplasm; cytosol
Molecular function (GO): chloride channel inhibitor activity; potassium channel inhibitor activity; protein serine/threonine kinase activity
Source: RefSeq, a predicted model, not a curated record
AUUUCUUUUUAAAGUGCGUAUUACAGUCUGUCAGGUCAGUGUGUAUCUGCUACACAGCGAACGAUCUGCAGAUGUCGGUUAUAGAAAAGACAGACAGAAAAACAGACAGAAGAAUCUGAUCAGACAUGAACGCAGAGAUCGGAAACCUUCCAAAAUCCUGGACGCUGAAAAAAUGAAGAAAUGAGGAUUUGAAAUAAUGCAUCUGAUCUGUAACACAGCAAGUUUUAAUGUGAUCAGUCUUCUGCUCGCUGAUGAUCAUUAACGGGGAAAUAAAGUCGGGAUUAAGAAGCGCGCGCACGGCGUCCGUAUGUAAGCAAGAGCUGAAAUCUGACCCUCAAGUCGCCUUCAGCAAACUCUUUACUGCACUGAUCUAAUGAUGAGCGUUAUAAAGGCUGGCAUGUGUUAUAGCAUUGUGUUUAGGAUAUUUGUAAAGGCAAAUCUAAUGAAAAUGAUGUUAUAACAAUAGCAUUAUUAUUAUUAUUAUUAUUAUUAUUAUUAUUAUUAUUAUUAUUAUUAUUAUGCUAUUAUGUAAAUCUGCGCGUAUCUUAAAACAUCCGUUUAGACUUAAGACAUCAACACAAUGACAUCAUAGACAUCUGUUUUACACUUAUAUUCACACACACAAGUAUUUACAGUUUACACAUCACACACGGGUCUAUAGAAUUUUGUGCGUGCACAAGGUCGAGGAUGCCGGAUUGCGUCAGUGUCGGUGGUCGUUACUGCAGGUGCUUGGUGACGGCGCACGAGCUCGGACCUGAUCAGCGCUUAUAACUGUUAUAACGGGACACCGGAAAUGGACGUGGCUGCAGCGAGCCACUCCACCGAGCCGCUUGUGUUAAAGCCGGACUCGAAAGCUACCGACCGUAAAGACAGCCGCGGUGACACGGAGCCUGCCGCAGCGCGAGGAGGGGCGAACGAGCCGAGCGCGAGCCUCCAGCAGCAACCGACAGAAUCCCGGAAUUCGUCCAGGCGCAGGUUCAUCCGCACCAACCUGUGGUUCUCGGAGUCGGAGGAUCACGGUUUGGAGACGCCGGAAUGCGGCGACAGCAUCAGCACCGGGAUUAUCCGUCCCGUCGCGAACGCGCGCAGAAAUCGGUACCGAAAGAGCUCGAGCGCUGGGAGUCCGGUAAGGACCGAAAGCUGCAUCGACGCACAGGGACAGAAAAGCGAGGCCGAGCAAAAGGAAGAACCUGCUACAGCGAGCACUGCCGGUAAGGACGAGCAUGGGCACGCGGAGGAGGAAGAGGAUGAAGAAGAGGAAGCCGGGAUGACGGCAGUCAGCACUUCUCCCAGUGGCCGCUUCCUCAAGUUCGACGUGGAGCUCGGGAGAGGCUCGUUUAAGACCGUGUAUAAGGGCCUGGACACAGAGACAUGGGUGGAGGUGGCGUGGUGUGAACUUCAGGACCGUAAGCUAUCUAAAUUGGACCGUCAGAGGUUUAAGGAGGAAGCGGAGAUGCUGAAGGGCCUCCAGCACCCCAACAUUGUCCGCUUCUAUGAUUUUUGGGAGUGUCCUGUCAAAGGAAAGAAGUGCAUUGUCUUGGUUACUGAACUAAUGACUUCAGGCACUUUAAAAACGUACUUGAAGCGUUUCAAGGUGAUGAAGCCGAAGGUGCUGCGUAGCUGGUGCCGGCAGAUCCUCAAGGGUCUUCACUUUCUGCACACUCGCACACCUCCCAUCAUCCACCGAGACCUAAAGUGCGACAACAUCUUCAUCACAGGCCCCACAGGCUCAGUUAAGAUUGGGGAUCUGGGCCUUGCUACACUCAAGAGGGCCUCCUUUGCCACAAGUGUCAUUGGUACUCCAGAGUUCAUGGCUCCUGAGAUGUAUGAAGAGCACUACGACGAGGCUGUAGACGUCUACGCAUUUGGCAUGUGCAUGCUGGAGAUGGCCACGUCCGAGUAUCCGUACUCCGAGUGCCAGAACGCUGCUCAGAUCUACCGUAAAGUCACCAGUGGUGUCAAGCCAGCCAGUUACAGUAAGGUCACAGUCCCGGAGAUUAAAGAGAUCAUAGGGGAGUGUAUCCGCUAUCACUGGGAAGAGAGAUACUCCAUUAAGGAUCUGCUGAAUCAUGCCUUCUUUGCAGAGGACACUGGCGUCAGGGUAGAACUCGCAGAGGAAGACGAUGGAAAGAAAACGUCGAUCGCGCUCAGGCUUUGGGUGGAGGACCAGAAAAAGUUGAAAGGGAAGUACAAGGACAGCGGUGCAAUCGAGUUCACCUUUGACCUUAACAAAGAGGUGCCAGAGGCAGUUGCGCAAGAAAUGGUUGACUCUGGUUUUUUCCUGGAGAGUGACAUGAAGAUUGUUGGCAAGUCAAUCCGGGACCGUGUAGCACUUAUAAAAUGGCGUAGGGAGAGGACCAACUCGAGGGGCAAGGACGAGACUGAAAAGGUCACUAAGGACCAUGAACAGAAUGUGCCUCAGGAUCCAUCUCUUAAGUUGACACAGAGUACCAUGCCCGAUGCUCGAACAGAGCCUGGGGAUCACGACAGUGAGUCAGUCAACCUCUCUAGCGGUCCCACCAGUUCCACUACAUCAGACAGCAUUGCAUGCCAUGCAGCAGUCUCAGAUGCUUUGAACAACCAGCAAAGCAUAGUUUACCAGUCCUCAUCAGAGCCCUUCACCACUUCCCAGAAGGUCCUCAGUCCACCAUCACAGCUCCUUUCUGAGUUACUUCAUAUGACUCAACCACAACUAACAACUCAGCUUCAUCAGGAGGUCCAAAACCAGAUCGCUGCUCACCUGCAUUCAACACAACAAUUAUCUAUGGCGCAGUAUAAGCAAGAGAUCAUACAACUUGUGGAUCCACAGGAUCCCACUCCCCAACUGCAACAGCCCAUUGCCCAGUUACAUCAAGACGUCCAACAGCAACCUACUAUACAUCUCCACCAUGGAGAACAGCAAAAGCAACCUGCUUGCCAGUUACUCCAGGGGAUCCAGCCACAAGUUAUUCAGCAAACCCCCACAGUGCAGCAUCAUCAUGUGGCCCAUCAGCAACCUUCAGCACAGUGCCAUCAGGAGACUCAAUCACAACCCGUAGCACAGCUAUAUCAAGGAACUUAUCAGCAACCCACUACUUCAAUACACCAAGGGGCCUUCCUGCAGCCCUCUGUACAGAUCAAGCAGAGCCUUUACCAGCAGCCACAUCCACAUCAGACUAUAUCAGCUCCGGCAACCCCUGCACCACAAGGACAGGAGUUUCACCUCUAUCUCCAUCCUGCAGCUUUCCUGUCCCAGACAUUAGCAAAUCUACAGCCAGUUAUGGAGUCGACUUCUGAUGGACAGACCCAUCCUCAGAAUCUGCAUCCACCAGGUUCUGCUAUGCUCAGCACCGCGCCGCCGUCUCAGCCACAGCAAUCUGUUCAUGCUACGCCCUUACUUCAGCCUCUUCAGAUUUCCGCUCAAUUCUCUUCACCCUACUCCGUUAUGUCAACAAUGGGCACUCCUGCCAGAAGUGAGGCAGUUACAAUUUCUUCCAUGCCAUACAACACCCCCUACCCUAAUAGUGCUCCUCCAGUACCUCCAUCUUACUACUCUCCCAGUCCGGUCCAUGUCCCACUACCUCUUGCAGGUACACAGAACAUGCCCUCCAUACCUGGAGCAGGUACACCCCAAACCCCAGUAUCUGCUCCUCUGGGAACAAUCCUGGGUAUAGCUCUUUCUCCUUCCCUUAUACCACCACUACAGCAGGUGUAUCCUUCUGCUCUUCCACCAGAGGCCUCUCUCCUUCAACCCCAACCCACCCUGUCAUCUAUGCCCAUUUCUCAUACACUGCAGCAGCCACCGUCCUCCUUUCCUGCACAAGAGCCCUGCAUCUCUGCACCACCUGCACAGGAUGAAACUCUGGUACAUGCAGAAACAUCACACAUCAAGGUUCUUGCACACAGAGAGGAACCUGAGCAAGAAUUUACUGCAGCCGCUUGUGGUCAGUGUUGUCAUUUUAAAAGUAUACAAACACGCUUCAUAUGUUUUAUUAAGUAUUAUUUUUUAUUAUCUGCAGGUGAAAGUUGCGCUCAACCAAGCAGUACUCAGCAGAUCCAGGAGACAGCAUCUGUAUUUAUUCCGGCAUCUGACCCAAGCCAUGAGGAUCCGGUACCAUUGCCGCUCCCCAUCUAUACAUGUGACAGUUUAAAUUCAGAUGCAGCUUCGGGUAAAGAGAUGAGUGAUAGCUAUGAUGGAACCAUUACUGGAGGGAAAGGCGAUGGGAAACCCCGAAAACACCAUCGUAAGUCUGCUCGUACCCGCUCGCGACAAGAGAAGACCAGCAAACCCAAACUCAGCAUUCUCAACGUUUGUGAUACAGGUGAUAAAAUGGUGGAAUGCCAGCUAGACACCCAUAACCACAAAAUGGUGACAUUCAAGUUUGAUUUGGAUGGUGACGCACCGGAGGAAAUAGCAACUUACAUGGUGGACAAUGGGUUCAUUCUGCCCAUAGAGAAAGAGAUCUUUAUUGAUCAGCUAAAAGACAUUGUGGACAAGGCUGAGGACAUGUUGAGUGAGGAGGCAGAGGGGGAGAGACCAGGUGCCCUGAGGGAUACUACACUUCAAGGCAGCUCCCCUGGAGGACUAGGGGAUGAGAAUUUGAAAGGACUGAAGGAUGCCACCCCUCAGCCUGUCUAUCAGCAGAAUGUGCUUCAUACCGGUAAGAGAUGGUUCAUAAUCUGUCCCGUGGAUGAGCCGAGCGUUAGCCAGGACGUGUCCUCAGAGGGAGCGACGGCUACACCACAUACAAGCGGAUUGAGCGAUGGCACUGGUCCAAGUCAGGCUGCUGACAGCAGCACAGCACAGCCAGUGGAGCACUGCACUGCACCGGCGUCUACAGAUUCAACAGGUUAUGCCACUGCUCCGCCAUCUGGUGGCAGUGAUGCUCAUGGAUUCAGUCCACUGUCUCUGAGUACCGUAGACCCUUUAUCCUUGGUUCCACUCUCUGCCAACCUGCCGGCACAGUCUUGCAGUGGCCCAAUUACACCAAUCCAUGCUGCCCAGCAGGUUGUAGAUCUGGCUUGCUCUGCAACCAGAGCUGAAGACCUGCCCUGCUGCCCGCUAGUUAUGCCAUUAGCACUGGAUACGGCUGUGAGUCCUCAGCGCUCCUCACCAGCGACCCCUCCCCUCAUGCAGGACACUCAUAGCAUUGUUUUGCAGCAGCCAUUUGCAUCUGUUGGCGGUGCCAAGCCCCCAUCAAUGCCCCAGAGCCCUGCCACCUCACAGCACCAUCAUGCCCCGAACGAAUCCGACGGGGAAGGUCGGGCCCGGGUGGGGUUUGUAGACAGCACCAUCAAGACACUGGAUGAGAAGUUGAGAAAUCUACUGUAUCAGGAAUAUGUGCCCAUGUACCCAUCCGGCUGUGCAGCAGAGACUCCAGGAUCAGGCACUGAGUAUGUGCAGUCUCCACCUGGACCAGAGAGCGCAGCAGGGGGAUCGGGUAACAACACGCCCAAAAUCAUCACAGACGGACGCAUCAGAACUGGGGAGCAACUGCCACAGAUUCCAGAGCGAGUAGACAGUCUUAGCACGCGCAGUGACUCUGCUGUUGCUGUUACAGUGUCAAAGAAACCAAUAAUGCCUCAUUCCACUUCCUGCUCGAGCUCCAGGAGUCGCUAUAAGAUGACAACUGGUGCUCCUGACUUCCUUUCUGGGACCCGGAGGAAGCAGCGGAGUUGGAGCAGCACGGCUUCUCCAGCACACCCUGGUGCCUGUUACGGGGAGUGCAGCGUUUACGCUGAGCCAAAUGCGACCUUUAGUGCAGGGGACAAUGUCUCCAUAAGCAAGAAGCACAGCAGCAGGAAUUCAGCUCCACCUGAUUUCUGCCUGGACCCUCUGUCCUCCCUCAGCGAGCCCAGCUCCCUUCCGCCAGCACGUACAUCUGUCUCAGCAGAUGUCCACACUUUAUUCAUGUCUUCUGACUCAGGGGCAGAGAGCAGCCCAGCCAAAAUGGUGCCUCCUACACCAUCUCGUUCAGAGAGGAGAGGAAGCGACCUCAUGAGGAGGGCAGUGGCCUUCUUGAGGCGUUCGGGCCGCAGCAGCAGUGUGCAGAGCUCUGAUUCCCCCAGUAGACAUGGUGGAACCUAUGGCUCAUACAUGAGCAGUGAUAAUGACUCUGAGAUGGAGGACUUAGACGUUAAAAAUGAACUGCACAGACUGAGGGAAAAACACAUGAAGGAGAUUUCAGAGCUGCAGGCUCACCAGCGUGGGGAAAUUGAGCUGUUGUAUCGAAGGCUUGGUAAAGCACCACCUCCUGGCCUCAUCCUCACAUCAACAGUGCCCCCUGCUGGACGCAGACGCAGAGCCAGCAAGCAUAAACUCAGAGCAAGCAAACUGCUCAGCCCUCUGGUUCAGCAGAUAAGAAGUGUCACCAAAACAAGUGACAGCAGCAAACCCGCUGAGCCUGCUGUGAGUGUGAACGGCUCUCCGGCCAGGGCCUCAGAGGGGUUUGCUAGCCGGUCUCGUUCAGGAACCGACACUUUACCCAGUUCCGAACCGGUCCAGACCCAGCAACCCUGCUCCCUCAAGGCCUCAGUGUCAUCUGACAAUGUCUGUUCUGGACUGCAGGGAGAGGGAGCUGGAGUGCACAGACAGCCAGGACCGGGCUGGUCUCCUUAUCACCCAGCGACUGAGAGGGUCACUUACAAAUCCAGCAGUAAACCUCGUGCUAGAUUCCUGAGUGGGCCAGUUUCUCUCUCCAUCUGGUCGACGCUGAAACGUCUCUGCCUGGGUAAAGAACGUGGAAACAGGCCUGCAGGUCCGCCUGGGGCAUGUAAUCAUCCCCAGGUGCCCCCAGGUUCGACUCCCUCACCACGCCACCCAGCAUUGGGGCUAGCACAAGCACAAAGCAACAACAGCAACAACAACAAUGACCUGUGUCCUGAGGAGCUACAGAAGCUGUUGGGCACAUGGAGUCCCAAACAGCCUUGUUUGUUCACCCGCUCUUUCCGUCUGAGAGCACAGAGAGCCACCAGAGCUAGAACCAGGAGUGCUGAAGGGGUACUUCCAGGCUCAGCAGCAGUUACAUCAUUGCUUUCUCUAUCAUGGCCCAGGAUAAAUUCUCACACCUCUGAGAUGACGGAGCCCUUGCUGACCCUACAGGAUGGGUUGUCUGUGCACGACAACCAUUUUGCUGAAUUUCUAGGUACCUCGGUGUACAUUACUCACUGGCCUGCACAGAGCACGGGUCCUGAUCAGGGAGGAUUUAUGUUCUCCACUGUGGCUUCAUCCUGGACCAGACGCUCAUCUCCACUAGAGCCUUCAGUAUCUCAAAACAGGACUCCUAGGCUUACGUCUCCCAUGCUGUAGAAUCAGUGAAAAUUCUUUAAAGCAUCAUUACAGUAUGGUACUGUAGCUUGUACGACUUUAUCAGUAUCUCUUAAAGCAUGCACCACCUUACGUAUAUCUUUCUGGCCCAUACUUUGUAAAUAUCCAUGCUAACGAUAUGUAUAUGAACAUUAGCCAAAUAGCAGAGUAAGAAUAUGUCCAGGAUUUAUCUAUAAUGUAUUUUUUACAUAUAUUUGCUUAUAUCACUUUGCUCAACAAUACAUAGACACUGUAUAAGCACAUUGACAUGUAUCCUGGUCUGUUGAUUAAAUUUAGCGCAUUCGCUGCAUCACUGUGACACAUCGAGAGCAUCGAGACACAUCGAGUCCUUCAGUAAUGCUAAGUGUAUACAAUACCAAGGAUUCUGCUCUAGUUCAUAUGUUUAUUAGAAACGACUUGUCACUUGACACAGAGAAAGUUUUGAACUGACUGAUAAUUGAAGGUGGAGUUUACACGAGUGCCUCGAACAGCAGUUUUGGAGCCACCGGAAAUGGCAAAUUAAUUAAGAAAACUGGCGGCGUAUCAAGAGUGUGUUACAAAUGUGUAAAAAAAAAUUUCAAAGGUUAUUUUCCAUGUAAAAGAAUUCAGGAAAAUGUACACUGUGCUCAGUACAUGGAAAAUUAUGUUGUAAAAAAAAAUAGUAACAAAUAAUUAAUUAAACAUUUGUCUCAUUUUCAUUUCAUAAGCAAGAAUCUGUGUUGGAUCAAAGAACGUUUUAAAUGACGUUGAUGUUAGACAAGAGAAAGUACCAGAUACUGUAGCAGACUUUUCACAGGAAAAAAACACCCAAAUACACACAGCUAAUAAACACACACUAUGUGUUAUGUUCUGUACCUCUCACUCAAUGAGGUGAUGAGUUUAAAUGUCUAGCACAUGGAGUUAAAAGCUUCAAAGCUAAAGGAACAAAAUAUAGAAGUGUGCAAGAGUGUGAAAGGUGAUGUAUCUAUUAAAAUGUAUCUACACUGACAUAGGAGAAAGAUUAUGCCUUUCUCUGCACACUACAUCUAAUAGGACACUGUGUUAUUGCAAAAGUGUGUGUGUGUGUGUGUGUGUGUGUGUGUGUGUGUGUUCGGUCCUGACAUGCUUCCUGUUUUCUAUUCAAAUAGAAAUAACGGUCAUAUUAUCAUCAGCUUUGUGUAAAACAUGCCUUACUCUACACAAUCGCUCCAAAACGUUUACUUGUAAAUGUAUAAUAAUACAUUUAUUAAUAAAAGUUCCAUAAUACAAAAAUGUGAAAGAAGUAAACACAUGUAUAAUUGUACAGUGUAUAGUUAAUAGGCAAUAAUUUAUAACCAGCUUUUCCAUAUUUUCUGCUGUUGUAUCUUAGCUAUGCAAAAAAUGUCCACCAACUUAACGCGUUACUGCCGUGAGAUUCUUCGCUUGUACUUUGCUUGCACUAAAACCCUACUGUGCUCAUCAUGUCCUGUUCUUCCUGUGUUUACAGACUAUGGCCAAG